Messenger RNA from Durotheca rogersii, 1473 nucleotides. RefSeq lists its product as uncharacterized. The record is from RefSeq and is a predicted model, not a curated record. The transcript has 2 exons. Lineage: Eukaryota; Fungi; Ascomycota; Sordariomycetes; Xylariales; Xylariaceae. Bases 1 to 1473 code for a protein of 490 amino acids.
AUGCCUUCUCUGUGGAUAUGUGACUGGGUGAGUUGCCAAUCCCCAGCCGUUCAACGGGCCGGGAAUUGCUUGCUCUGCGACAGGCAUCUUUGCCGAACUCACUUGCGGGACGAGUGGCACACGUGCCCGAAGCCAGAGACGAACUGGGACGAGUACAGCGCUCGGUAUGUUGCAGCAGAGUCCUGGCGGCUAGACGAGCUGUGCCGGCGGAUCGACGGCCAGAAGCUGUGCACGCGCGCGUCACAGGUACGCGGUGGCACCAACGUGCCGUGCGCGAUUGACCUCUCGCCGAAGAAGCUUUUGGUCAUGAUGGGCGGACAGAACUGCCAUGCCGAGGUUGUGUUCGCGGACGGCGUGGUGUGGCUCGCGCGGUUCCGGCUGUCCAGCCCCAUAUCGCCGCCGCCAGAGGUGCGUGACUACGUGUUGCGGAGCGAGGCUGCGACCAUGGAGUUUCUGCAGCGCCAUACGCGUAUCCCCUCCCCGCGCGUGUUCGACUGGGCCUGCGAGUGCGAUCCGGCGAAUAUGGUAGGCGUUGGUUAUAUACUGAUGGAGAAGCUGCAUGGCGCGCCGCUGGGCUGGCAGGGCGCAACGACUGCACAGAGGGAGAAGGUCGUGCAGCAGCUCGCAGAUAUCAUGCUCGAAAUCGAAAGGCACCCUUUUGACAGGCUCGGAUCGCUCGUGGCGACGACAGCAAUGUCGGGAGGCGAGAUUGCACUGGCGGCGGCGGCAGCCGAGCCCCAGAUACAGGUGCAGGGUCUGGCACAGCAUUCCACGUUCCGGUCGGGCGAGGACGGCAGACCGCCGGGGUCGUUCUGCUCAUCGCGGGAGGCCUCGCGUGCUCUCGUGGAGGCACACCUCCGGAUGAUCGCUGGUGGUGAAAUCGGGACGGCCGAGAACGCGGUGAGUGUGUUUCUGGCUCACCGAUUCCGACUCGACGUUCUAGAUAGAGUCUGGAAGUCGGCCACGGUAGCGGCGGAGGAGGACGAGAAAUUCUUCCUAGAGCACGCGGAUGACAAGGGUGACCAUAUCUUGGUAAACGCCGACUUUGACAUCGUGGGCGUCAUCGACUGGGAAUGGUGCAGCACCGCGUCGAGGGAAGAGGCCUUCUCCUCGCCGUGCGUGAUGUGGCCAGUCGCAGAGUUCUACGACGGCUCGAACGAGCUGGCGGACGAGGAGCUGCUCCUGGCCCGCGUGUUCUGCGAGAGGGGCCGCGAGGAUCUCGCCCGCUGCGUGCUCGACGGACGGAAGGUCCAGAGGUUGUUGUUUGCACUCGGCCCAGGCGGCGCGUCGCACGAGGACAGGAGGACGUUUGCCCGUCUUUUCAUGGGCCUCAAGCGGGCACUCGAUCCGGGGCAUGGUAGCAAAGGAGAAAAGCGAGGGAGAGAGGAAGAAGAGUGGGAGAGGUGGAUGGCAAGAGCGCUUGUGAGGUGGGAACAUGACGGUUUGUUGCAGGCCGUACUGGAGAGCAAAUGA